This is a messenger RNA of Lepus europaeus (European hare), 1674 nucleotides long. RefSeq names its product retinoic acid early transcript 1E (gene RAET1E). Lineage: Eukaryota; Metazoa; Chordata; Mammalia; Lagomorpha; Leporidae. The transcript has 6 exons. Gene Ontology annotation, cellular component: external side of plasma membrane. Bases 313 to 1083 code for a protein of 256 amino acids. The record is from RefSeq and is a predicted model, not a curated record. Gene Ontology annotation, biological process: antigen processing and presentation of endogenous peptide antigen via MHC class I via ER pathway, TAP-independent; immune response; antigen processing and presentation of endogenous peptide antigen via MHC class Ib.
CAUGGCGUGAGUCAUGGGUGGUGUUACAGUGUCUGAAUGAGUUCCUGUGCCAGAAUUUCUGCAACGGACAUGCACUGCAGAGCUUUCACAACAGGACUGGGCAACGGGUGGAGCCUGCGUGACUCAGGGGGUUUCGUUCAUGUCUCUCUACCAGGAGAAAGUAUAAGACACCUGUCAGCACACCAGAGAGUGCCCUGGACAUCCACUUAAUCUGCCAGCACCUGGACCUUGGAUUUCCCAGCCUCCAGAACUCUGAGCAGCAGAGGUAGGUCAUCAGUGUUUCAAGGAUACAGACUGGUCUGAGCCCACACCAUGGAAGAGAAGAGGGUGGCUAUGCAUGCAUUCAACUACGUUGUACUUGCCGCUCUCUGCAGAAUGUCUCUGGCGUACCCUGCAAGCCUUUGGCAGCCAGUGCUGCUCUCUCGGAACUAUACUCACUCUCUUUGCCUGGAAUUCACUGUCCGAUCUCGGGCCACUCCCGGACAGCCCUGGUUUGUAGUGCGGGGCUCAGUGGAUGCAGCACCUUUCCUCCAGUACGACAGCAACAGCAAUAGGGUCAAACCUUUGGGGGCUCUGGGAGAGCAGGUCAAUGCCACCAAAGCCUGGGGACAAUUGACCCAAACACUGGGAGAAGUUGGGCAAGAGCUCAGGACUAUCCUACCUGAUGUCAAACUGCAUGAAAACAAGACCAGAGAUCUGCCUAGCCUGCUGGCCACGAUGCUUUGUCAUCGCAAAGGAGAACAGAGCACUGGUGCGACCUGGCAGUUCAGCAGCAUUGAGAGGAAGAUGUUCCUGGUGUUUGAUGCAAUUAACGUGAACUGGACCACAAUUAACACCAGGGACAGAGAGCUCAAGCAGAAGUGGGAGAAGAACAGGGACCUGGCAGAGUUUUUGCGGAAGAUCUCAUUGGGAGAUUGCAAUCACUGGUUCAAAGAAUUCUUAGAGCACUGGGAGGAGAUGCCAGUACCAGCCAUGAAGACUGCAAACACUAACCAGUUUUUAUUGAUACUGGGGAUCAUCGCAGCGGUCUGCAUCUGCUUAGUCCUGAUUGUGAUCUUCAGAAUGGCCAUUGUAAGACCAUGAGCUGUGGACGGUUGAAGAACACUCCACACCAGAGAGCGUGGCUCAGCUCACCAGAGUUCCUUAAUGCCUGGCGGUUGCUGUUUUCUGGCUCUUUCAUCUCCACAUGGGCACCAGAGAACGUCAAUCUUAAAUGCACCACAUUGAUGUCAGUCCUAACACUCUUCCCGCUCCCAUGAAGCAUAUCAGUAAUUUAUGGAAUUUGGGAAAAGAGGUCUAUUUUUGAUUGUCAAUCACGGAUAUGACAUAUAAGCAUGCAUCCACUAAAAGACAUACUCAGGGAGCCGGCACUGUGGCACAGCAGGUUGAAGCCCUGGCCCGAGGCACCAGCAUUUCAUAUGGGUGCUGGUUCGAGUCUCUGCUGAUCCUCUUCUGAUCCAGCUCUCUGCUAUGGCCUGGCAAAGCAGUAGAGGUUGGCCCAAGUCCUUGAGCCCCUGCACCCAUGUGGGAGACCUGGAAGAAGCUCCUGGCUCCUGGCUGCGGAUCGGCGCAGGUCCAGUCAUUGCAGCCAUCUGGGGAGUGAACCAGAAGAUGGAAGACCUCUCUGUCUUUACUUCUCUCUGUGGCUCUGUCUUUCAAAUAAAUAAAAUAAAU